Messenger RNA from Pediculus humanus corporis (human body louse), 978 nucleotides. RefSeq lists its product as uncharacterized. Gene Ontology annotation, biological process: hemocyte migration. Gene Ontology annotation, cellular component: membrane. NCBI's taxonomy places the organism in Eukaryota, Metazoa, Arthropoda, Insecta, Psocodea, Pediculidae. Gene Ontology annotation, molecular function: growth factor activity. Bases 1 to 978 code for a protein of 325 amino acids. The transcript is spliced from 6 exons. The record is from RefSeq and is a predicted model, not a curated record.
AUGUUCGAUGAAUAUGAACAACAAGAUGUUUUUUCUCACGGAAUUAAAAGUUCUGAAGAUUCAAUCAGCGGGCAACCGUCUACAGUUGCCACAACUCUCGCACCAGAGUUUUUAAAAAAAAAAGAAGAAUCAAAAUUAAAGAAUACAGAAGAAAAAAAUCCCGCAUGGGGACUGGGAAGAUUGGUUCCUAAAUUUGUUGAAACCGAAGAAAGAAAAAAGAAAAAUACUCCCAUGCAUUACGUUGCCGCUCACGAACAUUACGAGCAAGUUCUUAGGCUGGGGGAUUGCCACGUUCCUAGAGAAAAAGUAAUAAGAGUUCACGAAGUUCAUCCGGAUCCUUCAAAAUCUUAUUCUCCCUCAUGCACUAUACUUCAUCAAUGCGGGGAUGACACCGGUUGUUGUAGAGAUUUAAAACAAGAGUGCAAGCCAAAGAAUACAACCAAAGUGGAACUGUAUUUUUUCACGACGACUCUCGGAAAACCACAAACGGUUGAAAAACUUUAUUUUAUUAAUCACACAGAAUGCGAGUGCCAAAAAAGAACGGAUGAAAUUAUGCCGAGAGAUUCUGAAUUUCGGAGAAGUCAUCAUUUGAAAAAAUUUUUAACCACUAACGUAUUAAAAAAUAAUAAUAAUAAUUGCACGUGUCCGAGCAAAUACUCAACGAGACGUUUACACAAUGGCACGUGCGUCUGUGACUGUUUCGAUAAACAAGAUGAUUGUUUAAUUUUAAAAAAAGGCAAAGCUCAUUUUUCUUUUACCGACAAGUUAUGCAUAGAUAAAGGACUUUGCCUUGCGCCAUCAUGUGAAUUUGGAUAUUAUAUUAGAAAUUUCGGGCGUUGUCCGAGCAAAAGAGAAAGUAAUUACAACAGGUGGACGAGUACAAUUUCCUAUCGUCAAUUACUGACUUUAAAAUUGAAAUUUUUUGUUAAAAAUAAAAAUCGUCGAAAAAAAAAUUCAUACGAUAUGGAUUUAAUGUAA